Molecule: messenger RNA, 954 nt
Organism: Ceratotherium simum simum (southern white rhinoceros)
Lineage: Eukaryota; Metazoa; Chordata; Mammalia; Perissodactyla; Rhinocerotidae
Product: olfactory receptor-like protein OLF3
Biological process (GO): G protein-coupled receptor signaling pathway
Cellular component (GO): membrane
Molecular function (GO): G protein-coupled receptor activity; olfactory receptor activity
Source: RefSeq, a predicted model, not a curated record
AUGGGAACAGAUAAUCAGACAUAUGUGGGAGAAUUUAUUCUCCUUGGCCUCUCCAGUGGCUGGGACACUCAGGUCUCCCUCUUUGUCCUGUUCUUAGUCACAUACAUGGUGACAGUGCUGGGGAACUUCCUCAUUGUCCUUCUGAUCAGACUGGACAGCCGACUCCACACUCCCAUGUAUUUCUUUCUCACCAACCUCUCCCUUGUUGAUGUUUCUUAUGCCACAAGCAUCAUUCCUCAGCUUCUGGUGCAUCUUCUUGUAGAACAUAAAGUAAUCCCAUAUGUGAGCUGUGCAGCCCAGUUAUUUUUCUCCCUGGGCUUGGGUGGGAUUGAGUUUGUUCUAUUGGCGGUGAUGGCCUAUGAUCGCUACGUGGCUGUGUGUGACCCCCUGAGAUACUUGGUUAUCAUGCGUGGAGGGCUCUGUACCAGGUUGGCUAUCACAUCUUGGGUCAGUGGCUCCAUCAACUCUCUCAUGCAGACCACCAUCACCUUUCAUUUGCCCAUGUGCACAAACAAAUUUGUUGAUCACUUGUCCUGUGAACUCCUAGCUGUGGUCAGGCUUGCCUGUGUGGACACCUCCUCCAAUGAGGUUGCAAUCAUGGUUUCCAGCAUUGUCUUAUUGAUGGCACCUUUCUGUCUGGUUCUCUUGUCCUACGUCAAGAUCAUCUCCACCAUCCUAGAGAUCCAGUCCACAGAGGGGAGGAAGAAAGCCUUCCACACCUGUGUCUCUCACCUUACAGUUGUUGUCCUAUGCUAUGGCAUGGCUAUUUUCACUUAUAUCCAGCCGCAUUCCAGCCCCUCUGCCCUUCAGGAGAAGUUGAUCUCUCUCUUCUAUGCCAUUUUGAUGCCCAUGUUGAACCCUAUGAUUUACAGUAUAAGGAAUAAGGAGGUGAAGGGAGCCUGGCAGAAACUACUAGGACAAUUAUCUGGAUUAACGUCAAAACUGGCAAGUUGA